UGAAGGCAUUACCUGUCAUGAAGUUACCUUAUCAGGUCUUUAUUUUAUAUAAAUAGUUUAAUUUAUGUGUCACAACAUACAUAUGUAACAUGCAUCAGCUCUAAUGUACAAAUGUUUAUUGAUCCAUCAGGUGGUUUGAAGUUUUCGACAGAUUUUACAUUUUUUGUUGGUGAAGUGAAGUAAAAGGAUUUUAAAACCGUAUUUCAAUUCAGUCAUUCCCACAGGACGAAUUAAAAGGAUUAAAAUAGUUGAUCUAGAAUGACAGGAAGAUUAAGGUUGCUAGGAAACACAUCUUUAGUUGGAUAAGUUACGUAACAGUGAAAGCGAUGGCCACACCAGCAAGACCAGAUUAUAUUGACCUGCCGUGUAAAAAUAAGGUCGUUUUUUCUCCUCUGUCGGAGUUGGACAUGACGUCCACACCUGGAGGUCAGAGUCUAGGUCAAAGGUCAUUAGGUGUAGAGAGUUCAACAAGUGGAUAUUCAGUUAGUAGUGCCUCAAAGUUGUUAAAAGGUGGUACAGAACGCGAUAUUAUCAUAGACAACCAGUUAUGCCAGAUUCCAUUGUCUGCGGAUGAUCGACAGUGUGGAAUAGGGAAAUUCCGGCCACAGUGUAUUCAGUAUUGCGCAAAUAUAAAAUUAUUUGUGAUUUUUAUGUGCAUUUUAAUAACAAUGUCAGGAACUCUGUCGACAGGGUAUCUUAACAGUGUGAUAACUACGAUCGAAAAACGCUUUGAAAUCGGAAGUUCGAUAUCAGGCUUAAUUGCAGCGUCUUAUGAAUUUGGGAGUUUAGUUGCUGUUGUAUUUAUUUCUUACUUCGGAGGACGACGUCACAUACCCCGCUGGAUCGGGAAAGGUGUGAUACUGAUGGGUUUUGGUGCUCUUUUGUUCGCUCUACCACAUAUCAUUGCUAAAAAAUAUACAGUUCAUCAAGGAAUUAUAUCAAAUAGUACCGAUGAAAACAUUUGCAAGAUUGUUGGAUCAAAACGUUCUGAUGAAAAUUGUAUUGACAAAAAUGCUGGCAAUCUUACAUACGUUUUAAUUCUAAUAACAGCGCAGAUAUUGAUAGGAACUGGUGGAACCCCGAUAUUCACCCUCGGCACUACAUAUAUCGACAAUCACGUCCCUAAAGACAAGGCACCAGCCUACCUAGCAUUCACUUAUGCUACUGGAGCUUUAGGGCCUGUUGUUGGAUACGCCCUUGGUGCGCUCUUGUUACAGUUCUAUGUAGACGUAUUUAGCUACAAAGUGGACCUUUCCCCGGCCCAUCCCAGGUGGAUCGGAGCCUGGUGGGGCGGGUUCAUUAUCUGUGGUGUGGUACUGUUCUGUAUAGCCGUGCCGUUCCUGAUGUUUCCACAAGUGCUAGUGGAGGAGAAGAGGAAAGUGCUCGAGAGCAAGGCUCGGGAAGACCUGCUGAGUCCGAGCACCGCGGAGGGCCAGACAAACAGUGAGGAUUAUGGGAAGGAUGCUAAAGACAUUCCAAAGUCCAUUGCAAGUCUGCUGAAGAACAAGAUCUACCUGGUAACAAGUUUUGGCAUCUGCUGUGAAAUCUCUAUAGUUAGUGGAUUUGUAGUUUUCCUGCCGAAAUAUAUUGAGACGCAAUUUGGGACAUCUAAAUCUGAGGCCUCGCUUUUCACAGGUGGAAUAGCAAUACCUGGUGCUGUUUUUGGAGUGCUUAUGGGAGGAUUCCUGCUGAAGAGGUUUCAGAUGGGACCUAAAGGUGCGAUACAGCUGACAAUCUUGCUUGAUCUUUUAGCACUGAUUGGAUGCGGAUUUUUCUUUUUCCUUGGCUGUGACAAUCUAAAAAUUGCUGGAGCCACAUUGCCUUACUUUAACAGUUCUGGUUAUAAUCUAGUGGAAGAUUAUGAAUUUGAAGCUAACCUGACAUCUACGUGUAACAUGUACUGUGAUUGUUCAAACAAUGACCUUGAACCUAUAUGCGGCAUCAACGGUUUGACCUACUUUUCACCAUGUCAUGCAGGCUGCACGCAGUUCAACACCAAUGAAGUGGCACCCCAUGAAAAAAUUAUGAACUUCACAGGAUGUUCUUGUAUCUUAGGUGACCAUCUAGCGUCCGAGGUGAUCAUGUCUCCAAUGGCUACGAGUGGUCCAUGUAAAUCAACAUGUAAAAACCUUCUACCAUUCCUCAUAUUACUUGUGUUCAUGACAUUCUGUGUGGCUGGUACACAAAUGCCUAUAUUAAUGGUUACCCUCAGGUCAGUGAGAGAGGUUGAGAGAUGUUUUGCCCUGGGUAUGCAGUUUGUGAUAUUAAGACUUUUUGCAUAUAUACCUUCCCCAAUGGUGUUUGGACAUAUCAUAGACUCGGCCUGUUUAUUGUGGAGGGAAAAAUGUGGCGGCAAUGGUUCUUGCCUGUUGUAUAACAUAGAAAUGUUCAGAUACAGAUAUGUGGGAACCUCUGCUGUAUUGAAGCUUCUAGGCGGGGCCUUAUUCAGUAUAGUGUGGAUUCUGAUCCGGCGUAAAAACAGAAGAGAGAAAGAUAAACACAACAAAGGUCUCAGUGUUGGUGAAAUGAUGAACUCUGUUGUCUCCAUCAACAAACUUGAUCUGUCAAGUAACCCAGAAGCUAGAUGUAAGGGAGGUAACUCUGCAGAUGGAGCAUCUGAUGACUCGGAUGAUGAGGCAGAUUUCAAGCUUCCAGUAGCCACAGAUCUGGAACCAGACGACUUUGAAUUUGAGGGUAAAGUUGAAGAAGUUGAGAGUAAAAAUAGACCGAAGAUUGAUAAAACCAGGGAAUCAAAACUUUAAAAGAGUUAUCUCACGUUUUACAAAGCAUUUCAUUUGUUCUUAGUUAAGUGCAAUAAACUUUUUUUACUUGUUGUAAUGAAAAGAAUUCACUCUCAAAUCCAGUUCUUUUAAUUUAGGUACUUUGGUGUAAUUUAUUUUACAAUACCAACCAGUCAUCCUUACAACUAAUUAAAGAUGUAUAUCCUUUAUUAGAUUAUAAAUAGAUUUUAUAAGUUCUAUAAAAUGGAUUUAAUAUACAUAUAAAAAGAUUUUAUAAGUUCUAUAAAAUAUAAAAUAUCAGGAUGUAAAAUUAAUGCAAUAAAAACUUUAUCAGUUGCUACAUAUCUUUUUAAAAAUAAUAAUUUUGACAUAGAUAUAAUUCCCCAUAAGUCAAAUAUUAUACAAUAGUUUUGUUUUUCUUCAGAUAUAUGAAGUUAUGAAAUAUAAACAAAUAUAGAUAUACUUUUUUAUCUUGUCUCCUGUACUUAUAUAUUGAUCAAAAUUUACAAUUCUGGAGAAAUGUUUACAAAUCUUAGAUUGUAGUGUUUUGUACACCAGAAUGUCCAUAUACAGUACAUUUAGUAGAGUAGUUGUAUUUGAUUUGUGGAGAAAAAAUAUUUUGGGAGUCAAGGAUGUCAUCUUGAUUUUGUACAUAUGUAAAUAAAAAACAAUUUUAUAGUGUGAUAUGUUAAGAUCAUUAUAAAUCAUUCUUUAUAAUGGUUUGAUUUUCUUUAAAUUUGUGUUUGUUUCCUUUUCAAAAACAUGUUUUCUUAUAAUUUAUUUUUAUAAUCUUUUGAAAAUACUGAUUUUUUUUAACGUUUGAUUUUAUUACUUUAUUCUACUUCAGUUUAACUUUGAUUUGAAUUAUGUUUUGUUUGUUUCUUUUUUGUAGAAAAAACAACAGCAACAACUCUUCAUUUUCUUUAUAAAGUCAGAUUUUAUUCAAUUUAUUUUUUACUGAUGGAAAUUAAAGGUACAAAAAAAGUUUACACUCAAGUAGCUGAUAUAAUUAUAUGGUAUAUAAGAUUUUAAUUGUCAUUGAAACCAAAUAAACCUUAUUGUGAAAACACAACAAUUGUCACUGACAUUUAAUUACUUUCACAGAUAGUAGACUAAAAUCUACUGUUCAUUCUGAAAUUAUUUCCAUUUUUCUAAUCGCCCAAGAUUUGUAAGAUAAGCAUAGUUAGAUGGUUGGGAGAGAAAUCGUCUCCUUUUUUGAAAUAUUCACAAACUUUGAAAUACUUUUACUUAAACCAUCUGUACCGACUUUUCUCUGAUUAAAAUUUCUUUUUAAGUUUUCAUUCUUUAGAACCAAUUUUUUCUUCUUCUUUUUUUUUUCAAAAUUUUUCUUUUUUUCUAUAAGUUCAGUUUAGCAAGGUUUCAUUUCAUUAUAUUGACAUAGAACCAUAACCUGAUAAAAGAUUCCUUCCAGAUGAAAUUUCAAGGACCACAUUUCCAAUGAUGUUUUAUAUCUUGUGUAUAUUACAAUUUUUAUUGACCUUUUUGAACCAAUAUGCUGUGACUAUUAUAUAUGUGAUAUAUUUGAUGUAUAAUUAUAUAUGUGUGUGUUUUUUUGGUUAUUUGAGUUCAUAUUUUGUUCAUUUUUCGUCAUUUUGAACAUUUUUAUGGACAUAAAGAUAAGUAAAUAUAUGUCUUAUGCUUGAAGGUAGUCGUGCUUUUUUUAAAAAAAGGUGAAAUCAUUUAGAAUGAAUUUUGCUUAUCAAAAGAAUGAAAAUUUUUGCUCUCCAAAAAUAAAAACAUAUAUUUCUUGGUGUGAAAUUUCACCCUGUGUAAUCAAUAUUUUUUGUAAAAAAAUAUUUAACAGGUUAUAUAACUCACUAUAAUUAGUUAUGCUUAUAUAACCUGAACUGCCAUUGUUUAUAAAUGGUCAUAUAAACCCUAGAAAGUCUUUAUAAAACUCUAAAUAAAAUAUUGCACAGUGGCUUUAUUUUGAUUGGAAUGAAAAUAAAACAAUAAUUUUGUAGCAAGCAUGUACAUGGUGUAUAAAUAAUAUAAACAUCACAAUCGUCCAAUGAGAAUCAUUGUUACAUAUUCAAUGUUCAUUGUCAUAUUAAAAAGAUAGAAAGAGUAAGAGAGAUAGUGCUGUGGAGUUGUGAAUGUAUAAAGAUGAAAAUUUAUGUUCACGAUACUUUGAAAAGCAACAUCAGGAUCAAACUUCAUAUUUCAUAAACUUCUCCUUGCUGUAUACUGCAAGGUUUUAUAGAUAAUACAAAUUUGAUUGUGCACUUGAACUGAAAAACGAUAUUAAAAUUUCAGAAGAUUUUCUUCCUUUUUUUUUAGUCAGACAUUUUUGACAAGUCUCCCAGUUUAGAAAGAAAACUUUCCAAUUUUAAAUGAGCUUACCAAACAGUUAUAUUUUUUGAUAAUUUUUUAAAUUUUUAUUAAGAAUUAUUGGUCUGUAUGCAUAAAAGCAAUAUUAAACUGUUACAAAAUCUUAGGUUCUCCAGCUAAAACUCAGACCUUCCAAACUAAGCCAUCUUUGCUUGUAUAGACUUCAGACACUUUGCAAUAACCACCUUUGACAUCACGGGAGGUUUUCAUCCUUAAUUAUAACAACAUCACUGAUACAAAGAAUUGUUCCUCUAAUGACUUCAGAGUAGUGAAAACUGAAUAAGGAACAAGUUUGAUUCUGAUCUUGCAUUUUAUUUUGUGAACAUGGAAGAUUUAUAUAUGUAUAGUUUGUAUUGACCAUGUUGUUUGUAUAAAAAUAUUUGAUAUUAUUCAUAUAUUUACCCCAAAUCAAUGCAAUUUCUUUAGAUGUAUCAAAAUUUAUGUUACCCUGUUUAAUAUAACCAGAAUUUAUUCAUGUUGAAAUGAUAUUUUUUUUGAUACUGUAUAUAUAUAGAUUGUUUGAAACCUGUUUGUUUUCAAAAUUUGAAGAAAUGUAAGUUAAGUUUGAUAUAUUUACAUAACAAUGCAAAAUGUAUAUGAAUCAAAAAUGGCAAACAGACCAAAGCCUACACAUGUUUAUUCUUCUUUUUUUUUUCUUUUUUUUUUUUGAAAAAAUCUGUAUUUUUUUUAGUACAUGAUAAAUACAGAAACAUAAUAAAACAAAUAACAAGGGUGUGAAAGAUUGAAACAAAAAAGAGUAAUGUUUGACCUAACUGAGAAAGUGUAUGAAAAAUGACAAUUGCAUAAGAAGUUCCAGUUCAGGUCUCCCUGCCUGCCCUCUUAAAAAUAUUUUUGCCUUUCCUGUUAAGCACAGGGCUGCCGAUUUUCCGCGAAUCCGCGGUUUUCGUGAGCUCCUGGGUCAUUUUUGAGAUCGAUGUAAAUUCGACAAAGACAAUAAAUUCAUUCGUCAUAUUUUAUACAGUACCCAAAAACGGGCACGCUUCGGCUUUUAUCGUUACGCUAGCCGCCUAUGGUACGUCUGUAAGCGCUUUUCUCAUUGGUCAAAUCAAGUCUUUUCCAGCAUUCUAUUUUAGAAUAACCAAUCAAAUUACAGUUGACAUUGUCCCUCUUGUCUGUUGUCAAAAUGUCGGAUAUUUGUUUUGAGGGCUGAUGAAAACCUGAAGUCCAACUAAAGUGUCUCUGAAUGGCUUUAAAGGCAACCAAGGAAGUCAAAUUUAGAGUCCAGGAAAUUGAUUUUAGGGCAUACCAAAUCAUCAGAAUCCAGGAGCUUCGCCCCCUGGGCCCCCCGCAUAUUUUCCGCUGAUUUUGCAAUUUGCUGUUGGCAGCCCUGUAAGCAAAUAUAAGUCAAAGUUUGUUAAACUUUCUAGGAGCAGUACCAAUGCCCAUUAGACACCCUUUCUGAUUUUGAGGUCAUAGAAUCGAGGUGGUCAAGGUCAUAGUGGUCUUUAUUGUGUAAUCUUUAACAAAUAAAAAAAGAGUGUCUCCAGUCAUUAUGAUGUUUGUUAAACUUGUUACUUAAAAUGAUAUUUAAAUAUAUAUUAGUUAUUUAUAAAACUUGAUCUUUAUGAAACUAUGACAGGCAAAUGAAAUCUUGCCAUAAGUAUCUCAUGGACACGUUUCUUGUUUUUGUUUUAUCCACUUGUCAAUUGUAUAGUAUCUCAUAUAUUUCACCUUUGUUUAAAAUUUUUUCGCAUGUAAAUUUAAAGUGAUAGUAAACUUUUUAUCAGCACUUUUAAGUAUUUCAGUUUUAUGUCUAUCUUGCAGACAUAUCAAACAUAUGGAGGCCUUUGAGCAUACAUUUUUUUAUCAGGCCUAAUUUAUUUUACCUUAUGUUAGUAUUCAGGUCAUAGUUUUAUUUAGGUUUAAUUCUUAGCAUUUUGCCUAGUUGUUCUGAUAUUGGUGCAACAAUUUAUAGGUACAGCCGUUUAUUGCAAAAAACAAACAAGUCUGUGUUUUGCAAUAUGGAUGGACUGUGUAAUUAUAUCACAAUAUAUUGCAAUUUUGGAUUGAUCAUAUUGUUGCGCCCCUAUGUGAUGAACCAUGAACAUACUUAGUCAUAUUUUGUUAUUAUGUAAUGUUGUAUAUAAGUUUGUUAUGUAUGUGUUAUUUUGUUAUAUAAAUGUAAUUUUGUUAUGUUAUUUGUUGGCAAUCUCAUUGUUGAUUUUUUCAUAGUUUUUGAACAUAAUCUUGCCAUUUUUAAAAAAGGAAAAUCGGAAUCAUUGUGUUUUUUUGUAAUCUAUUGUGGAUAUGUUGUCAUAGUAACUCUUUAAAAUGGUAUGUAAAAAGUUGAAAUGUGGUGUAAUAAUGUAUUUGUUUCAUUUUGUUAGAUAAAGGAUCAAAAUUUGAAGUCAAGGAUUUUUUUUUAUUUUCGAGUCUUAUAUUUUCCUGCAUCAAUUUAAGUGCUUAGUUGAAUUUGCUUUUAGAGCCAAGGUUAGGUAUUUGCAUACAGUUCUAAAAUUGUGUUUUAAUUCAUAUUAGUUAAUUGAUAACAAAUAUUGUUGAAAGUAUCCUACAUGUCCUAAAGACGAUAAUAAAAUUUGAAUGUAAGUGUAACGUCACAUUGUUAAGUCAUUCAAGCAAUUUACUAGUGCUGAAGAACAAAACUGUAUCCAGUAAGAUAAGUCAUUUGUAAGUAAUUAGUAUUACAAAGAACAUAUGUAAAUAAGUAUUGCAAAAAACAUAUGUAAAUACUUAGUAUUACAAAAACAUAUUUUGCCCUGUGUUCUUGAAUUCAGUCAUUGAUAUUUUUAGCUGUGUAGUUGAAUUAAUGCAUUGAAAAUUUUGACUACUUACUUGUGUUUAGUCAUUGAUAUUUUAGUUAUGUAUUUGUAUCCAUUAAUUGAUAUUUUUAACUGUGUACUGGAUAACAGUCAGUGGUAUUUAAGCUGUUUACUGGAUAACAGUCAGUGGUAUGGACCUUUCCAGUGUUUACAGUUUUAUGUAAUUGGCUAACAUGUUAUCCAAUUGCUACACUGAGAUAAUACAUAGUCACUGGUUGACCUGGUUUGCACAAAAUAAAACAGGAAAGGUCCAUUUUAGCUGUGUACUGGAUAACAGUCAGUGGUAUUUUAGCUGUGUACUGGAUAACAGUCUGUAGUAUUUUAGCUGUGUACUUGAUUACAGUCAGUGGUAUUUUAGCUGUGUACUGGAUAACAGUCUGUGGUAUUUUAGCUGUGUACUUGAUUACAGUCAGUGGUAAUUUAGCUGUGUACUUGAUUAUAGUCAGUGGUAUUUUAGCUGUGUACUUGAUUACAGUCAGUGGUAUUUUAGCUGUGUGCUUGAUUACAGUCAGUGGUAUUUUAGAUGUGUGCUGGAUAACAGUCAGUGGUAUUUUAGCUGUGUACUGGAUAACAGUGGUAUUUUAGCUGUGUACUUGAUUACAGUCAUUGCUAUUUUAGCUGUGUACUGGAUAACAGUCAGUGGUAUUUUAGUUGUGUACUGGAUAACAGUCAGUGGUAUUUUAGCUGUGUACUGGAUAACAGUCAGUGGUAUUUUAGCUGUGUACUGGAUAACAGUCAGUGGUAUUUUAGCUGUGUACUGGAUAACAGUCAGUGGUAUUUUAGCUGUGUACUGGAUAACAGUCAUUGCUAUUUAAGCUGUGUACUGGAUAACAGUCAUUGCUAUUUUAGUUGUGUACUGGAUAACAGUCAUUGCUAUUUUAGUUGUGUACUGGAUAACAGUCAGUGGUAUUUUAGAUGUGUGCUUGUUGAUAACAGUCAUUGCUAUUUUAGUUGUGUACUGGAUAACAAACUGUUCUUGUAUUCAGUCAUUGAUGUUUUAACUCUGCAUUAACUCAUUUAUAUUGUUUAGUUGUCAUGAUGAUUGUUGACAUUUGAGAACAAAGAUUCAAUUAAGCAUUAACCCUUAAUCUUUCACUUUAUAUAUUGUAUACCUUACUUAGCACUUGUAAAUAAACCAGACCAUGUGAUAAUUGUCCUAACUUAGCGGUUGUUAAAAGUGGAUCUCAACUGAAAUACAAUGAUGAGUAAGAAAAUUGCAUACUUUAUUUGAAUUGGUUUAUACAUAACUCCGUUUGAUUGAGACACGUAAAGCCUAACAUGAAAAUAUUCCAUAAAAUAAAAUUAAAAAACAGGUCUGAAAUAAGCAACCUUUUGACAAAAUUGUAUUUUGAAAAUGGAAGGAUAUUAGUUUAUAAUUGUGUAACAUGUUCGAGAAAAUAUUCAUUGACGGAAAUGCUUUGUGUUUGUAAAUAUCUGUUUGUGACAUUUUAUUGGUAGAUAAUGUGAAUCUAUAUUAUUGUAAAUUCUGUUUGAUGAAAAUCUUUAAAGACAACAACUUGAUAUAUACAUUCUAAGCAUUUACUCUAUAGAAUUUGAAGUACAGUGUAUUUAUUUGUCAGUUAAUAAUGUCAAGGUCUGAAAGAGUCAAUUUGUAGUGUGGUUUUGGUAAGAUAAGUUUGAAUUUGCAUUUAAAUGUUUUGAAAAUUAUGAUAAAAAAACAUUCUGUGUUGAUUUAAAUAUGUGAUGCCAAGUUGUUACUUGUUGAAUCAAAAUAAACACCAAAAAGACAA
This is a messenger RNA of Ruditapes philippinarum (Manila clam), 9645 nucleotides long. RefSeq names its product solute carrier organic anion transporter family member 5A1-like. The coding region runs from base 327 to 2762 and encodes 811 amino acids. Gene Ontology annotation, cellular component: membrane. The record is from RefSeq and is a predicted model, not a curated record. Gene Ontology annotation, molecular function: protein binding. Gene Ontology annotation, biological process: sodium-independent organic anion transport; transmembrane transport. NCBI's taxonomy places the organism in Eukaryota, Metazoa, Mollusca, Bivalvia, Venerida, Veneridae. The transcript is spliced from 13 exons.